Phytophthora sojae is the source of this 7242-nucleotide messenger RNA. RefSeq lists its product as hypothetical. Gene Ontology annotation, cellular component: epsilon DNA polymerase complex; nucleus. Lineage: Eukaryota; Oomycota; Peronosporomycetes; Peronosporales; Peronosporaceae. The transcript has a single exon. Bases 1 to 7242 code for a protein of 2413 amino acids. Gene Ontology annotation, molecular function: DNA-directed DNA polymerase activity; DNA binding; nucleotide binding. Gene Ontology annotation, biological process: DNA replication; leading strand elongation; nucleotide-excision repair, DNA gap filling. The record is from RefSeq and is a predicted model, not a curated record.
AUGGCGGAGCAGAAGCAGCGGCAGCAGUAUGGCGGGGGCAACUCGACGCGCAACCCGUACAGCCGCGGGGGCGGGGCGGCCUGGGCGCGCAACUCGCAGGGCGCGCGCGCCAACGCGCAGCGCAUGCGCGCGGGCCGCGGCAUGACGCAGGCCAAGCAGCACGCGCUCAAGCAGGGCGACGAGCUGGACCGCAAGUUCGGCUUCUGCCUGCUGCCGGAGCUGCUGGAGCAGGAGGAGGAGGCGCGCAAGGGGCAGCCCCAGGCGGACGCCCCCGAGGACCGCGCCAAGCUGGGCUGGCUGCUGAACCUGCGCGCGUGCACGCUGCCCGACCCCGCGGAGGGCAAGCACGAGGUGAGCGGCCUGGAGCUGUACUUCCUGGAGCAGGACGGCAAGGCCUUCAAGACGCGCGUCAUCUACCAGCCCUACUUGUACGUGCGGCCCGAGCCCAACCGCUCGCAGGACGUCAUCGCCUACUGCCUGCGCAAGUUCGAGGGCCUCGUGGCCAAGGCCGAGCGCGUGUUCCGCGAGGACCUGGACAUGCCCGGCCACCUCAACGGCAAGCGCGCGCUGUACGUCAAGCUGAGCUUCGCCACGGUCUCGGACCUCAUGGCCGUCAAGAAGGAGCUCGCGCCGCUCGUGGCCCGGAACCAGGAGCGGCUGCAGGCGCGCCAGGCCUACGAGAUGCAGGGCCAGGCGCGAGAGCAGGUCACCGAGGACGACCUGAUCUUUGGGGGAGGCGUCGACGCUGAUGGCGUCAAGGGAGCGGGCACCGACGAGAGCGAGAGCGCGCUGCUGGCGCUCAGGGAGUACGACGUCCCGUACCCCAUGCGCGUGGCCAUUGACCUGGACAUCCGGGUCGGAGCCUGGUACCACGUCGACUACGACCCAACCGCGCCCUACGCGCCGUCGGACGUGAGGCGGCAGAAGGACAUGGUGGACAAGGCGGAGCCCGUGGUGUGCGCGUUCGAUAUCGAGUGUACCAAGGCCCCGCUCAAGUUCCCGGACGCGCAGGUGGACCAGAUCUACAUGAUCUCGUACAUGAUCGACAGACAGGGUUACCUCAUCGUGAACCGCGAGUUCGUGUCCGAGGAGAUCCAGGACUUCGAGUACACGCCGAAAGAGGACUACCCCGGCCCGUUCAUUGUGUUCAACGAGGAGAACGAGGAGCAGUUGCUGAAGCGGUUCUUCGAGCACGUGAUCGAGGAGAAGCCGCACAUUUUCGUGACGUAUAACGGAGACUUCUUCGAUUGGCCGUUCAUCGACGCGCGCGCUCAAGUUCACGGCAUCAAUAUGGCGCAUGAAAUCGGCGUCUCGCUGGACGAGCGCAGCGGCGAAUACCGUGGCCGCUGCAGUGUACACAUGGACGCCUUCUGCUGGGUGAAACGUGACUCGUAUUUGCCUCAAGGAAGUCAAGGUCUGAAGGCCGUGACCAAGUAUAAGCUGGGAUAUGACCCGGUGGAGGUGGACGCUGAAGAUAUGGUUGCGCUCGCUCGUGAUGAACCGCUGAAAAUGGCCUCGUACUCGGUCUCCGAUGCUGUGGCCACAUUCUACCUGUACGACAAGUACGUGCACUUGUUCGUGUUCUCGCUGUGUACGAUUAUUCCUCUGGGCUCCGAGGAUGUUCUUCGAAAAGGUUCUGGUACACUGUGUGAGGCGCUGCUUAUGGUCGAAGCCUUCGGUGGUAACAUUAUUUGUCCGAACAAGCAAAGCUCCGCCCGUGAAGAAAAGUUUUAUAAGGGUCACCUUGUGGAGAGCGAGACUUAUGUCGGCGGUCACGUGGAGUGUCUGGAGUCUGGUGUCUUCCGCGCGGAUUUCUUGUACGACUUCCAAUUGGUUCCCAGCGCCUUUCAGCAGCUUAUCGACAAUGUUGAUCGUGAUCUUCGGUUCUCGUUGGAGGUUGAGAUGAACGUCCCACUCGACCGCGUUGCUAACUAUGAUGAGGUGAAGAAGGAUAUCGUUGAUCGUCUCGUUGGACUGCGCGAACGACCGAACCGAAAGGAACAGCCGCUGAUUUAUCACUUGGAUGUGGCUGCCAUGUACCCGAAUAUCAUUCUUACCAAUCGGCUGCAGCCCUGUGCUAUUGUCAACGAAGCGGACUGUGCAGCUUGCGCGUACAACACCGAGUGUGGUCGAGCAGCCAUCAAAGAUAAGGACGCAUCCUGCCAACGUGAAAUGGACUGGGUGUGGCGCGGUGAUUUCUACCCUGCCACGCGUCCAGAAUACUAUUCCAUCAAGACCCAGAUCGAAUACGAAAACUUUCCUCUGGAAAAGAAGGGAGUGCCGGCCAACACGGACGCAGGAAAAAGAACCAAUGGUGCAGCAUCCACUGUCCCAUUCGCUCAACUACCGACCGAUAAGCAAGAACUACUGCUGAAACAGCGAUUCAAGUCGUACUGUUCCAGUGUGUACAAGAAGACCAAGGUGACGGAGGAGCAGAAGCGCUCUGCCACUGUCUGCAUGCGCGAAAACCCGUUCUAUGUCAACACAGUGCGAGCCUUCCGUGAUCGUCGGUAUGACUACAAGGGACUUACGAAAGCUUGGAAGAAGAAGGUGUCGCAAGCUGCGGAGGCGAAGGACUUGUUGGCAAAGAUUGAUGCGCAAAACAAGUGCCUCGUGUACGACUCGUUGCAGCUGGCCCAUAAGUGUAUUUUGAACUCGUUCUACGGUUAUGUCAUGCGCAAGGGUGCACGAUGGCACUCCAUGGAGAUGGCUGGUAUCGUGACACACACGGGAUCCAACAUCAUUACGGGUGCUCGUGAGUUAGUGGAGCAGAUUGGACGGCCGCUGGAGCUGGAUACAGAUGGUAUUUGGGCCAUUCUCCCCAAAUCCUUCCCGGAAACCUUUUCGUUCAAGCUGAAGGAUGGCGGAUCGAGGAGUAUUUCAUACCCGUGUGUGAUGCUGAAUGCAGACGUGCACGCGAAGUUCACCAACCCUCAGUAUCACGAGCUAGACCCGGAGUCAGGGAAGUACAACACGCACAAGGAGUGUUCUAUUCUGUUCGAGGUGGAUGGACCCUACAAGGCCAUGGUUCUCCCUGCUUCCACUGAAGAAGGCAAGCUGCUCAAAAAGCGCUAUGCAGUCUUCAACUUCGACCACUCGCUAGCUGAGCUGAAGGGCUUUGAGCUCAAGCGGCGUGGUGAGCUACAACUGAUUAAGGCGUUCCAGUCGCAAGUAUUCGAGUGCUUCCUCGACGGUGACAGUUUGGAGGAGUGUUACGCAUCGGUGGCGAAGUGUGCAAACCGGUGGCUUGACGUGAUUGAUACUCGCGGCAAGUCGAUGGAUGACGAAGAGCUUAUGGCACUGAUUACGGAGAACAAAAGUAUGUCCGGCAAGCUCGAUGAGUACGAAGGCCAGAAGUCAACCUCUAUCACUACCGCUAGGCGAUUGGGCGAGUUCCUCGGUGAAGAAAUGAUCAAGGAUAAGGGUCUGACUUGUAAAAUGAUCAUCGCUGCGCGUCCCUACGGUGAAAAGGUGACAGAGCGUGCUAUCCCCACGGCGAUCUUCGCAACUGAGGAUGCUGUUAAGAAGCACUUUCUAAAGAAGUGGCUGAAGGACCCGCACCUUCAGGACUUCGACAUCAGGUCCAUUCUUGACUGGGAUUACUACCGGACGCGUUUCGCCUCCACGGUACAGAAAAUUAUUUCGCUGCCGGCCGCCUUCCAGAAUGUGAGAAACCCAGUGCCUCGAAUUGAGUUGCCGGACUGGAUGAGAAAGCAAGUUCGUGAGAAGAACGCUAAGCACCAACAGGGUAACAUGAAGCAGUUCUUCAAGGCAGCAGACAAGAGUGCUAGUAACGGAGAUUACGUUGCCCAGCUGAUCGAUAUGGAGGAUUUAAUGAAGGGAAAACAACCAUCGCGUGCUGGAAAGCCUCAAUCACGAAAGCGAGGGAACAAAGCAAGCGACGACACUGACAACAGCAGUCCAAUCGAAGAAAUUGACGAUGAUGAUGUGGAAGAUGUUCCUGUAGCGAAGGUCAAGCUUGGAGAAGUGCCAUUCACAGACUGGCUGAAGAACAGAAAGAAAAAAUGGAAAUCGAUGCUGGGAAAGCGGCGGCGAGAACGAGAAGAGCGCAUGCGCAACUUCAGUGGUGCUGGUGGAUUUGGCAUGGCAAACAGUGCACAUGGCAGUGCCAAGCGCUUCCAGAGUGGUGCCACCAGUGCUCUUGCAGCAAAAGGCAACGGUGUUGGUAUGGAGAACUUCGUUUUCGAUGCAGGCAGUGCGCUGCAGAGGGAGUACUGGCAGAUUGUGGAGAUUCAACAAGAACAAGGCGGAAUAUUCACCUGCUGGGUCCUUACUGGGCAGUCACGGAUGCUUCAGCGUAUUACCUUGAAGAUGCCACGAGUUUUCUACAUCACAUGCGACGAAGGAGACCAGGAGAACCUGCUAUCCUUGUUGCCAGGUUCUCGUCGUGUGUCUCGAAUUGUGCCUCACUACUCGUCGAAACCGCAGUCGGUGUUGGAGGUGAUGCUUAGCGAGCGUCAGUACCAGCAGUACCACAAGGAAAUCAGUCAGAUUCUUGGCGAUCCUCAUGUCAAGGGCGUGUAUGAGCUGCAGGUGUCUGCGUUGACCCGGGCCGUUUGCGCACUUGGCUGCGUGGCAAAGGUUGUGAACCCGCACCUCUCGAGCACCAACCAAGAGUACGAGCUGAGUGAUCUACAGUUCCAGUCUACAGCCCAGGCACCGUAUCUUAUGGAUCCGCAGCGCUCACUGGCGAAUGGGGCAGGUUCGGCACCACCGAACUCACUGAUGCGACGAGUGCUGCUUUACUUUGCGCAACAGAAGAAGCGUGCUAUCCUGGGCUUGGUUGUGCUGAAGGAGGAAGAUGAUGGCGUCAGUGCUGAAAGUUUGGGAACUGCUAUCAACGAGGGCGAUGCAAACGUUUGGUAUGUCGACCCGUUCUCCAACGUGAAGUCUCGAGGCUCGGAUUUGAGGCAGUUCUUCGACCAACUGCUUCUCGAGGCUCAAGAGGAAGGUGGCACUGCUCCUAUUCAGAGCUGCUCGUUCAAGACGCAUGUGGUGAAGACGGCAGCAGAAGCUUUCUCUGGUGUGAACGCUACCCUAGCACGGCUGGCGUCGAACAAGCAGCUAGCCCCCAAGCCGACCAUCGUGGUGGCGCAGACGUGCAUCCCGUCCAGCAAGCGACUUCGCGAGAGGAUGCAGGGCCUGCACAGUUUCCCUAUUGCGAUGCUACCGUGGAAUGAGGAGGACACGUUGUUCCCAGCUCUUACGUGGCGCAAGCUCAUGGGAGAAAAGAUGCUGACGCGUUGCUUUGAGAUGACGCAGUACUAUUCCGAUGUACUGGACUGUGCGCGGUAUGCUCACUUGCCUGUGGGCAACUUCACGGGUGACCACUCCAUCGCUAUUCUGGACACCCUGUACUCCCGUAUUUUGACCAAGCACAAACAUCUGUGGUGGCACUCGCCGACAUCGCUUCCAGAUCUUGGUGGCAAAGAGCAAGAGCAACAGUUCCAACAGCUCUUCAGUCAAUCGCUCCUAGGAUCCGCUCAACAGUCUUCAAAGAAGAAGGGUGAUGCGGUAUCGCAGCAUCGGGUGGACACAUCCGUGGUCGUAUGCGAGAAGGGAUCCUUUGUCGAUGUGUGCGUCGAGCUCGAGUUGGAUGGCCUCGCAGUCAAUGCAAUCCUGGUGGCUUCGCAAAUCCACAGUAUCGAAGGCCUUGGAGUCGCUCACCAGAUGGAGAUUGAUUUCGAUGGUAAUGGUGAGGGUGAAUCGAGCUCCAAGGGAGACAACGCAGCAGCACCAGCGGUUGCAGAAGGCGAUGCCGAGGAAAGCUGCCACGAGGCCUUCAGACUAUUGCGUGUGAUGGUGACUACGCUUUUCAAGGACUUCCUGGCUAGCCGCAACAAGUUCGCUGAUCACGUGCUGCAGCAGUUCUACCGGUGGCUCUGCUCCCCUAACUCACUAAGUUUCGAUCCAGCACUGCACGCCAUGGUGAAGCGUCUUAUGGAGAAGCUGUUCUUGCAGCUUCUCGCGGAGUUCAGACGUCUUGGAUCCCAGAUCGUGUACGCCGACUUCAGCAAAAUCAUUGUGUGCACGAAGAAGAAGUCGGUGCGUGACGCCCAGACGUACUUGAAUUUCAUCCUGCAAACGGUGCUGUCCAAUGAGCUCUUCCAGGUGCUCAACUUCACGCCGAAGAAGUACUUCUCGAACCUGUUCUUCUUGGAUGCGGAGAACUACGGCUGUAUUCUGUUGAAGAACGUGGUGCCCGAGGAAGAGCAAGAGGAGAGUGAUCCUGAUGCGGAUGCCAGUGACGAGAAACCUCUUGAAAUUGUGUCGCACUGGAACAUCGCAAACUACUUGCCCCGCGGAGUUGACGAGUACUUCCUGAUCCUCGUAGGCCAAUUCAUUCGGCGGCGUGCUGAGUUCCAGCGUCGUCGGCUUCUCAAGGGCGGUGACGCCAAGGUGGAUGCUGUGGAGGAUGCAGAUGACCAGCCUCUGGACGAAGAUGAGAAGCAGUUGAGUCCGCUGGCGAAAUACUCGCAACGACUUGUGUCGUCGUACUUCUCGGACAAGAUGCUGCGGCUCGUUCCAGAGAUUCUGACGUACAACAUGGACCGGGACAGCUUCCCAGUGUUCGCCGGCUCGCAUCUUGCCAUGGAGUCUCCCGCGCUGGAGCUGGUGAAGUUCGUGAGCGCCGUAUUCUUGCUCGAACCGAGUGUGGAAACGCAAGUGGGCAAGAUGAGGCGCACUUUGCUCAAGCUGCUGCGUAUGAGUGAGUUCGCCGACGAGGCGCAGUUCCGUAACCCGUCGCUGUCCUUCACCGUGCAGGACGUCAUUUGCCUGUGCUGCAAUCUCUGUCGGUCCGUGGACUUGUGUCGAGACCCGCAGUUGUUCAAGGGCAGCGCGUCGCGGUCGGACGAAAAGGACGGAGGGCAGGAAACUGGAGACAACGCCGAGGCCACCUCUGCCUGGCACUGCCCUCGAUGCUUCGCGCUCUAUGACAAGACGGCGUUCGAGAUGCGGCUCGUGGAGAUGGUGCAGGCGCAAUCCGUGGCGUACCAGCUUCAGGACUUGUACUGCCGCAAGUGCCACCUGCCGGCCGAGCACAAAAUGCGCGAGUACUGCCCGUGCUCGGGCACGUACGCGUUGAUGCCUGGCGUUCGCGAGUCCCUCCUCGAGACGCUGCGCCUGUUGAACCGCAUCGCCCAGCAGCACAACUUCGAGUGGCUAUUGGAGACUGUCCAGCGCCUAGAGCGCGAGGCUGCGCAGCCGCUGCUGAUGUAA